This is a messenger RNA of Ceratosolen solmsi marchali, 2682 nucleotides long. RefSeq names its product DNA polymerase iota (gene PolI). Gene Ontology annotation, molecular function: DNA-directed DNA polymerase activity; damaged DNA binding. The record is from RefSeq and is a predicted model, not a curated record. Gene Ontology annotation, biological process: translesion synthesis. The coding region runs from base 530 to 2419 and encodes 629 amino acids. The transcript has 4 exons. NCBI's taxonomy places the organism in Eukaryota, Metazoa, Arthropoda, Insecta, Hymenoptera, Agaonidae.
UAAUUCGCGGAAUGACGGGAAUGGAACGCGCAAGACUCAUCAAAACUAGGAUAAAUAAAAUUCGGCGGUUAUUUGCAAUUUAUUUAGUUAUGAUUUGCGAUAACGAUUAGUACCGAUGUAUCGUUAGUUACGAGUGUUGGACGUUUUUAAAGGAGGCCAGCGGGCCAACUUUAUUGAAUGUUAAAGUCGAGGACAACGAUAAAUUGAAGCCUGCGAGUGAAAAUCAACAGCUGAUUCACCCAGUCGUUUGUAAAUUAGUUAUCCUGUUUAUUAAUUGAAACUGUAGGUAAAGAUAUAUCCCGAUAAUGUUGAGUAUACGAUAAACGUUAAUUUAACCUUCAAGUUUUAGUGGAUUCAAGGACGUCAGUGUGAUUAUUCUUAAGAAAGAAGACUGUGACAUCAAAACAAAAACAUUCCAUAAAGCAGCUCGAUUUUUUUUAUCAAAAAGACUAAUUCGUUUAGUCUGUGUGCCUUUUGCAUUUUUCUAAUAAGGAAGUAAAUAUAAAAAAUAAACUUUUUAUAAAAGUCUAUGGGAAAAAGCAUACAAAUGGAUAUCAGUAGCGAUUAUCAGAACGAUCAGCCAUUGAUAGAGCAUUCGAAAAGCAUUGUUCACUUAGACGUCGAUUGUUUCUAUGCUCAGGUGGAAACUGUACGCAGUCCCGAGCUUCGAGGCCAACCAUUGGGUGUACAGCAAAAGAAUUUAGUUGUAACUAGUAAUUACGAGGCACGAUCAUACGGUAUAAAAAAGUGUAUGUCGGUCGAAGAUGCCUUACAUUUAUGUCCAAAUUUAAUUUUGAUUCGUGGCGAAGAUUUAACACCUUACAGGCGAAUGUCCGCUAAAAUUUCUGAACUUUUACACCAGUUUACGCCGUUAGUCGAAAAGUUGGGACUCGAUGAAAACUUUAUUGAUGUUACUUCGGUUGUUAAUGAAUACGCGACAAACAUUAGUAAUCAGUCCAGAAGUUCACACAACGAUCAAAAUACUAUUCAACAUGAGAGUAGUUUUGCAUUACACGAUAAGCAAUCCUUCAAACCAAUUGGUGAAAUUUUUAGUCAUUCGGAGGAAGAAUGUCCAUGUGGAUGUCACACUCGUUUAGCCGUGGCAAGUAAAAUUGCUAUGGACAUGAGAAACAAAAUAUUAAACGAGUUAGGACUUACCUGUAGUGCAGGAAUUGCACAUAACAAAUUAUUAGCAAAGUUAGGUGGAGCUUUGAAUAAACCUAACAAGCAGACGGUAGUUUAUCCUUGCUCUGCUGCACAGUUGCUUUCUUCUUUGGGAUCAGUUUCAAAGAUCCCAGGUGUUGGACGCAGAACAGCAGAAUCCUUAACAGCUAACAAUAUUUUAACGGUUGUCGAUGUUCGUAAAACACCUUUAGAACGAUUGCAAGUGAAAAUUGGUAAAGAAUUGGCUAGAAAAAUAAAAGAUUAUGCAGAAGGUAUUGACGAUGCGCCAGUCAAACCAUCGGGAAAACCUCAGUCGAUUGGCUUAGAAGAUGGUUUUAAAAAAGUUUCACUGGUCGAUGAAGUAGAGUCGCGUCUUAGUGCUUUAUUAAGGAGACUAACUGAACUGGCAGCUGAAGAUGGAAGAAUUCCAAUUUGUAUAAAAUUAACUGUAAGAAAGCAAGAUAGUUUAAGUAAGCCAAGUUUUUCAACGGGCAAACGUGAAAGUAGGCAAUGUGCACUUCCACAGCAUCUUAUACCAUCGAAUAAAGGAACGAAUAGGGGUCACGUUUAUGAUCACUUAAAAAUUUUAACACUCGUUAUGAAAUUAUUUCAUCGUGUUGUUAAUGUCUCUAAGCCGUUUCACUUAACUCUCUUGGGCUUGGCAUUCACAAAAUUUCAAGAAGAAAAAUCUUUAGGUAAAUGUAGUAUUGCAUCAUUUUUGCGAAAACAAGUUGCUGUGCAAUCUGUUAUGGACAUUAGUUCUGAAGAAGGUUUUUCCGAUACUAGUUUAGGUUCUCCUAUGAGUAUCAAUCAGCAAGAACGAAGUGAUUGCGAAGAAGACAAUGAUGAAGAAUUUCGAGAAAACAAAGAUUUUAGAAAUAAAGUACAGUUUCAGUCUUAUUCUUGUCAUCGUAUUCGUGGUUUAGAUAGAGCUACUCCAAGUCCAAGUGACAUUCGUUGUAGUGGCGAAGAUGAUGAAGACAUUCUUAGCGAAAUAGAGCCUUCUCCAAAAAAAACAAAACUUGAAGUUUGGUUGAGUGGGCGAAGAGAAUCUCCAAGUAAUGAAAUGGCUGAUUUAAGACUUAAUACUCCAUCAUCUUCUCCGAUAUCAAAAAAUUUAUUGCAAACUGGACCAACAGCCUUUAAAUCUACAAUACCUGUUGAUCUUGACAAACAAGUAAAUCAUUCCUGGCCUGCAAAUACAAGUAACAAGAAACCAAAUGAUAUAUUUAAAUAUUUUAUAGCAAACAAAUGACCAAUUUAACAACGACUAGAUAAUUCCAUAAAAAUUAAUUGAAGUAUAUCAGAAUAUGUUUUUUACUACUUUUUUUUCUGUAAGUGAAUGGGUCAAAAUGUGAUUAAGCAUGGUGAGUGAAACUCAUAUAUACUCUAUGCGUUUCCUGCAGGGCAGGGCGAGCGAACAAAUAAAGCAGUUUAUACAUAGCUGCCAAGAUUACUUUAUACUUAUUGUUAUAAAAGAAAUUGUGCACAGUUUACUUGUAAAAAUUUUGCAUUAUU